AUGAAUGAUAAGCAACAACAGUCAUAUAUCAUUCGCAAGUUUUGUAAAGUAUAUAACAUUCAACUCCAUGAUAAUCCUUCUUCAGUAUAUAUUGUAUCGUUGGAAAAAACAGAAAUUAAUGAUGUUUAUUCAACUAAUAGACAUGAAAAUGAGAAAGAACAAAACAUGUCUAAUGAAGUUCAAAUGAGAACAUCAAUUGAACAAACACAGUUUGAACUAAUACCAUUUGAACAACAACCAACUCGCAAAAGUAAAUCAGAUGAAAAACUUGAUUCUGAGCUUUUAUCUCAGGAGAUUAAUUUAUCAAAACAAAAAACAACCCGAAAUCUUCGUCCAAAACGACGUCGACAAUAA
Molecule: messenger RNA, 354 nt
Organism: Rotaria sordida
Lineage: Eukaryota; Metazoa; Rotifera; Eurotatoria; Philodinida; Philodinidae
Source: the annotation of a GenBank genome assembly